CAGUUGAUCGCGGAUCGUGGCUGUGAGGAGUUGCAUUCUACCUUUGAAAAGGCAGUCAAGUGUUCUUAGUUCUUAUAAAAAGGUCGAAAAUGCUGCUUCUAUGCAUUUCUCUAGUAUUAUUUUCCAUCGGAUGGGAGUCUGCAGGAGCGGCCCAAAUUCUUGGGUUAUUCGCCCAUCCUGGCAAGAGUCACUUUAACUUCUUUCGCCCAAUCUUUACGGCCUUGGCGGAAAGGGGUCACAACAUUAGCAUGUAUAGCUAUUUUCCACUUGAGAAGCCAAUAGACAACUAUACGGACUACGUUUUCCAAGGGAUGCCGGUGCUUACAGAUAUUGUGGACUUACAGAACUUCGAAUCAGAUUGGAAGCCCUUAGGACUGCCCUUUAAGAUACCCACUUACUUCAUGCUCCAUGACUGGGGCCUUCGAUCCUGCAAAGUGGCCUUGAAUUCACCUCUCAUCGCUCAACUUCUGGCGUCUCCGAUCCGAUUCGAUGUGGUCAUUCUUGAGCACUUUUCCAACGACUGCAUGGCAGCUGUGGCCCACCUCUUGGGGGCUCCCAUGAUCGCCCUGAGUAGCUGUGCUAUAAUGCCAUGGCACUACAAGCGGAUGGGCAGUCCGUUCAUAAACCCCAUCAUGCCCAUGAAUUUCCUGCCCUACACGGAUGAAAUGAGUCUGAUCCAUCGAAUCAACAACUUCUUUCAUUUCCACUCCGUCAGUAUUCUCUACAACUGGAUUACCCAACCAGCAACGGACGAGCUGAUAAAGCAUCGAUUCGGCAACGGCCUGCCGCCCAUUAAUGAGAUCGUUAAAAAUACCAGUCUGAUGUUGAUAAAUCAAUAUUACGCUCUGACUGGACCCCGUCCCUAUGCUCCAAAUGUCGUUGAAGUGGGAGGAUUGCAGUUGCGGGUCGAAAAGCCACUGCCACAGAAUUUAAUGGACCUUUUGGAUCGUUCUCGAGAUGGAAUCAUUUACAUAAGUUGGGGCUCUAUGGUGAACCCCAACACGUUGUCCCCAGCAAAGCGUAGUGCGCUCUUCGAGAGCAUUUCCCAAUUCAAAAAGUACAACUUUGUGAUGCGAUGGAAAUGUGACCCAUUGCUUUUGAAGGAGAAGCCUUCGAAUCUGUACAUUUAUGAUUGGUUACCCCAGAGAGAUUUGCUUUGUCACCCCAAAGUUAAGGGAUUCAUGUCCCAUGGUGGACUGUUGGGAACCACGGAGGCAGUCUACUGUGGAGUUUCAAUGUUAGUUACUCCGUUUUACGGAGAUCAAUUUUUGAAUGCUGGCGCUAUCGAACAACGAAAGCUUGGGAUAAUAGUGGACUUUGUCAAUUUCGAUACUGAGCAUAUAACUAGAGGGUUACAAGAAAUACUUGAUAAACAAUUCGCAGAAAAUGUAAAAAGAGCUUCGAGGGCUUUUCGCUUGCGCCCCAUCCCGCCUCUUGAAUUAGCAGUUUGGUGGAUCGAGUACGUAAUCGAAUCCGGAGGAGCACCACUUAUUCAAAACGAGUCCCGGAAUAUGCAUUGGAUUGUCUAUAAUUCGAUCGAGGUCUAUUUAAUCUGUCUGGGUGUCCUCUGUCUAGUGAGCAUAGGACUCUGGAAAUCCGUGAAGUUGCUAAGCAGAGCUCUAUGUCGUGUUAAAAACGAGGAAAAAUUCAAACCAAAACAACAAUAAAUUUAUAUUUUAUUAGUUAGUUUAUUAAAAAAAUAUCAAAACAACAAGUUUUUCUCGCUUAAUUAAUACAGCGAAACUUUGGAGGUCUGUGAAACUUUAAUGACUUUUGUAUGUUGUAUAAAAUUAAGAGUUAAAAUGGUUUUUAAAACCUUUCUCCGACAAAAUACCUAAUAUAUGUAUGUUGAAUGGAAUAUUCCACAGCCAAAAUGACAGUUCAAAAAUAUUUAUAGUAUAUAAAUCACCUAUGUUAUAUAUGUUUAUUUUAUAUAAAAUCCGUUUGCGCCCCGAAAUUCGAACCUACAUAAUUCUUCCCAGAAACAGUAUCAAAAAAAGUAAACACCCUUGAGACAGACAUGUGAGAUUCUACUGAUAAACAACUGCCCCAAUAUAUUCUGUUGUUUUUGUUUCUGAUGGGGUCUCGUGCGCACUGUGCUCCACUCUCUCCCACUCUCACUCUCUUGCCAGAGAAUCAAUAAGCUUCCGACAAAGAUCAGUGAUGCCAAAAAAUACACACGAUUUCAGAUAUACUAGCGAUAAUGUUUAACGGUCUACGGUGGCUACUAACUGGAGUCCUAUGCCACUGGAGGAGCAGCAAUAUCAGUAGUGUUAUGUACAUAAUUUUAAAACAUUUCGAAAACUUAUUGAUCGGAAAUUAGAAAUUUUAAACAAAAUAAAUAUAAAAAUUAGAAUA
Molecule: messenger RNA, 2358 nt
Organism: Drosophila ananassae
Lineage: Eukaryota; Metazoa; Arthropoda; Insecta; Diptera; Drosophilidae
Gene: Ugt36F1
Product: UDP-glycosyltransferase UGT5
Exons: 6
Coding region: 90-1667 (525 amino acids)
Molecular function (GO): UDP-glycosyltransferase activity
Source: RefSeq, a predicted model, not a curated record